CGCCAAUCCGGCCCCGCCAAUCAGGAGGCGGCAGAGGCGGUGAGGGCGGCAGCUUCCUGGAGACCGCAGGUGUAGGAGCGAGCGCCGCGCCCCGAGCCCGACCGGCUUCCGAAGCUGGCAGGAUGAAUGUGGGGGUGGCACACAGCGAAGUCAACCCAAACACCCGAGUGAUGAACAGCAGGGGCAUCUGGCUGGCCUACAUCAUCCUCGUCGGCCUGCUGCAUGUGGUCCUCCUCAGCAUCCCCUUCCUCAGCAUUCCAGUCGUCUGGACCCUGACCAACGUCAUCCAUAACUUGGCUAUGUAUGUUUUCCUGCAUACAGUGAAAGGGACACCUUUUGAAACCCCUGACCAAGGAAAGGCUCGGCUGCUGACACACUGGGAACAGAUGGACUAUGGGCUACAAUUUACUUCUUCCAGAAAAUUCCUCAGCAUCUCUCCUAUUGUACUCUACCUUCUGGCCAGUUUCUACACCAAAUAUGAUGCUGCUCACUUCUUCAUCAACACAACUUCAUUGCUCAGUGUACUACUUCCAAAGUUGCCCCAAUUCCAUGGAGUUCGUCUCUUUGGCAUCAACAAGUACUAAGGGAUGUGCCAGGGGAAAACUGCUGGAACAAAGGGCUGUACCAUUACAGUCUCUUAUCUUGAAAGCCUAAUAACUAUACAACUUUUCCCAAACUCUAAGGACAAAGACAUUGGACAAUGGGGUUCCUGGGUCCAACCCUGCUAAGAGCAGAUACUUUUUUGAAUCAGGGAAGGCAAGUGAGAUAAGGGUCAAAUGGUUCCUCUGUGAUAGGAAGCCAUGUCUGGGCAGCUUUUUUCGUAGUUAAAUUUUUCUAUGUCAUCCACCCUCACACCCUUACAGCAUUAUGCUGUUUUCUUUAAAAUAAAGUUCUUUUUUUUUUCCAGAUGUGACUACAAUUUGGUCAGCAGUAAGGGUAGGGAGAUAUCUUCAUAAGGCUGGGGAAGAAAGAUGAAAUGCUGACUUACUGAACAAAACUUCUGUAAGGUAUUUCUUAUCCCCUCUCCCUUGAUCCAGAAGGAGGUACCCUUCACUCAGCUAACAAUUAGUAGGGAAAUGAAUUCUCAAGUGAGAAAGGGGGCUCCAGCUAUGUGAGCAAAGAAAGAGAGGGAAGAUACAGAUUGCCAGUUACAUAUUUAUAGAAAGAUAAUUCCCUGGCUUUAAAUAGAUAUUUACAUACAAAUAUGAACAAAAUUUUAAAAAUACAAACCCUUGGAUCAUAAGGGGGCUGCCUGAAGUUCCUCUUUCCUUUUCCCUCACCAAAGGGCAGAGGGCUUUUUAAAAAUUAUUUUGGUCAUCCCUGCAUCAACAGGACACUGGGUGAAAGUCAAAGAAAAAAUUCAUCAGAGUUCCUACUCUCCAACUUCCGUUCCUAUAGUAAGGGCUACAUGUUUCUUGUUCUCUCUUUCAACUAGUUCUUCUGGGUAAAGGAUGGAAUUCCCUCCUGAAAUGGGUUAUGAAGUAAGAAAACUUGUAAUUUAAAGAGGAAGGAAAGUGUCAUCUGCUCUAGAAGCAAAAAAUAAGACAAUAGCUCUAGAACCCAGGAGAUACCCACAUUGCUAUGGGAGAUACUGUCCAGCCCAGGUCUAGGCCCUAGAUCUUGCUCUAGUUACUCCCUAAUUUCUUUGGUAUUGUCAGAAGACAAAAUUCAGUUCCUGGGUGCUGGUGGAAGAGGGAGAGUAGUUUCAGGGCUUCCUAUAAGUACUGAGUGAACAAUAUGAGCUUGAAAGUUUCCCUUUUUUUUUAAGUAUUUAAAAAUAAAUCAAA
Messenger RNA from Sorex fumeus (smoky shrew), 1787 nucleotides. It is a transcript of the gene ORMDL2, whose product is annotated as ORMDL sphingolipid biosynthesis regulator 2. The transcript is spliced from 4 exons. The coding region runs from base 123 to 584 and encodes 153 amino acids. The record is from RefSeq and is a predicted model, not a curated record. Lineage: Eukaryota; Metazoa; Chordata; Mammalia; Eulipotyphla; Soricidae. Gene Ontology annotation, biological process: ceramide metabolic process; negative regulation of ceramide biosynthetic process; intracellular sphingolipid homeostasis. Gene Ontology annotation, cellular component: endoplasmic reticulum membrane.